Molecule: messenger RNA, 2896 nt
Organism: Oryzias latipes (Japanese medaka)
Lineage: Eukaryota; Metazoa; Chordata; Actinopteri; Beloniformes; Adrianichthyidae
Product: protocadherin Fat 4
Biological process (GO): homophilic cell-cell adhesion
Cellular component (GO): plasma membrane; cell-cell junction
Molecular function (GO): calcium ion binding
Source: RefSeq, a predicted model, not a curated record
UCAAUAUCUUCAACAUUCAAAUUUUGUUCUAUGUUGGGCUUUUAUUUGUUUACAAAUGUUGACACUCUAAAUAAGUUAAAGAAGUAUUUAAUAGUAAGUCAACAAACUUUAUAACAAUAGAUCAAGCUGUGUAGAAUUAAUCAAACGCUGUCAUCUUUUUAAAAAGGAAAAUGUUACAUUCUAUCAAGCUGGAACUGCAUUUUCUCUCCCCUUUUUGUUUAAGGAGUCAGUGGAGUCCAUUGUGAGGAGCACAGCUAUGGCUUUGAAGAGCUAUCGUUCAUGGAGUUUCCACCUCUAGAUCGCAGAACUAAUUUAAUCUAUUUUGAGUUUGCAACGGUGCAAAAGUACUCACUCAUCUUGUACAAUCCUGGGGGAUCUUUUAGUAGGGAUUUUUUUGCACUGGAAAUUGUUGACGGAAGCAUGCAGCUCUCCUAUGACCUGGGCUCAGGACCUGUAAGGCUGAAGACGCACAAACAGAUUGCAGAUGGGCUUUUUCACAGUGUAACUGCAAGAAGGAUUGGCAAUAUGGGUUCUUUGCUGGUGGACAACUGCACAGAUGUUUACAAAAGUGGAUUUUGUUUUUCUAAGAGUGAGGGCACGAUCUCUGAAAGAACACUUGAUGUUGGCAACAAUAAUAUGACAUUUGGAGGACUCAGGACUCUUGAAUCUAUUUUAUGGCAUCCCGAUCAGAUUAAAACCCAUGACUUUGUUGGAUGCAUUCGACAUGUUCAUAUCAAUGGCAUCUUGCUGAGACCUUCUAUGGCCCUUGCAGCAUUUAACAUCUUUGACAGAUGUACUCGAGCAACGGAGUCAGCGUGCGGCAGUGUCCCAUGCAAAAAUGGUGGUGUGUGCCAUGACCUUUGGUCUGAUUAUCUCUGCGAUUGCCAAAGUCCUUUUGGUGGAAUAAACUGUGCCACAGUGAUGUCAGAGAAUCUAGUAAUGCAGUUCAGCAAGAGGGAUUACGUUGAGUAUGUCAUUAAGGAAAGAUUCAAGAGAGAUUACCUGCUGAAAGGGUUGGUGGAUGGAAGAAAGGCAAACAGCACAAACCAAACAGGGAUUAACAUUAAAUUCAAAACCCAACAAGAUGACGGAGUGUUAUUCCUUGUCCUUGGACAGAAGGCAGCCAUAACUCUCAUGAUAAGAGUAAAAAAGCCAGUGUAUGUGUACAAAGAUACAUCAUCCGGACAUGUGUCAGAGUUCACUGCAGAUCUACAGGUGACUGAUGGGAUAUGGCAUGUCCUCACAUUGUCCAGCGAUGGCCACAGCACUUCUCUGUCUGUGGACAGAAAACUAGUUUUUAACAGCACAGAACAAAGCAUGGAUCUGACGCCCAUCAACGUGGAAAAGAUCAUUCUUGGUGCAGCUCCAACAAGAGAACCCCACUACGAACAACUAGGUUUCAGUGGAUGUGUGCAGUAUUUCAAUGUAACUGGAUACAAUCUGCCAAUCAGUGGACACAGUACAACAGUAGGGGUUUGGCCAAGCUCAACUCUGUCCCAGCCAAGCUGUGGGUCUUCAGGUGUUUGCCUCCCCUCAUCUUGCUUCAAAGAAAACUCUGGUGGGAGAACACGGUUGAUGUGUGGACCUAAUAUACAGAACAAGUCCUGCAUCUGCUUACGUAAUGUUUCAAACCAUGCCUGCGACAUCUGUACCUCUACGGCCCAUGAUCAGUGCCCUGAAAAGCAGCGUGGCAACAAGCCGAUUUGGAUCACAGUUGUGGUCCUUCCUUCAAUCCUGAUCCUGGCAAUCAUUGUAAAGUGUAUGGGCAUUUAUAGAGUGAGGCAUCACAAGAGGAAGCGGAAGGAGCAAGGAAAAGCAAACAUAUCUUUUUGUUUGGAUGAUUGCAAAGAUAAAGAAAACUCUCAUGCCCCCCAGAAAGCAGAGCCCAUUCCUCUGAGUGAGCUGGAGUACUAUGAAACUAACAGCAUCUGCAGUGCAUUUCGUUUGGAUGAUUUUAGUAGGCGCAGUCAUGUAAGCACCAGAAACUCUGUGAAUGCAGAAUGCAAGCAAUGGAAAAGUCUUGGAAUUCUCCUAGCAAGAUUUAGGAAAGGCAAAAGCUCCAAAAAGCCUCAAAAUGUUCCUUCCUUCGACAAGCAGUGUCCUGACCUUGAAACAGCACAUCUGCAGACAGUGAAGAGGUUCCCUCAAUCUGAGAUCCUGAAGCCGAUACAAUGCCUGAGUUAUGAGGAAAUCUGCAAACUGAAUGCUCCUCCAGACCUGACAGCGUCACAUCAAACAUCACAGCAGAAAAAACUCCUGAAAUCCACAAUAAGAAGGGAAACCUCAUCUAGAAGUGCAGCAGACAUCCCAUUUGCCUGUUCAGAGUCUGAACACGGACGGCUUGAUGUCACUGCUGGCAAAAAGUACAUGCUUGAGCAGCCAUCUUUGUCUGAGCACACUGUGAGGCAAGAAGUUAACCCACCUGUCAAGUCACCCUCUCUGCAAACAGGCCUGUCUGCUGCAGAUCAGGAGGAAACUGGGAAACAUCUAACCAGUGUAGUUGAAGAGUGGGUACAUAUUUUGAAUUUGAAUCUGCCGUUUAAUAGCUAUGUACCAGUGUUUGAGGAUAUUGCAUGUUUACCCUCUGAAUUUUGUCAUAGUGACCCAGAGGAAAUGAUUUAGAUGGUCUUUUACUUUGAUUAAUUAAAAAUCUUUUUCCGCUGGACAUUAUUAUAUUUGAAAUUAAACACAACUUUAAAGUUUUAAAUUUUUUUACAUGGAUUGUCUGAACAUUUUGUAGGACAAGAAAAAGUGUUAAAUCAAUUACAUUUUACAUGAAUCAAAGAAAGCUUUAUUAUUCAAUUUUAGUAUUUAGAGGGAGCACUUUUUAGUUGGAUAAAUAAUAGCAGUGUGUUAUUUUAUAUAUGUUAAUAUUUUAUUUGUUUGUUAUUUUAUU